Molecule: messenger RNA, 852 nt
Organism: Strongylocentrotus purpuratus (purple sea urchin)
Lineage: Eukaryota; Metazoa; Echinodermata; Echinoidea; Camarodonta; Strongylocentrotidae
Exons: 1
Coding region: 1-852 (283 amino acids)
Source: RefSeq, a predicted model, not a curated record
AUGUAUGCCGACGACACACAAAUGUAUCUGAUACUGAAGCAAAGUGAAAUCGCCAGUGGGGUGGUGAGACUGGAGCAGUGCAUCGCAGAUGUGAAAGUCUGGGCUCGUGAUAACAACCUCAUGCUUAAUGGUGCCAAGACAGAACUCAUGCAUGUGACGUCAGCAUUUCGAAAAGCCAGUGAGCUGCCAGAUUUCGAAGUCGACUGCAAUACAAUCAAUCCAUCAAAAUCGUCUAUUAAUCUCGGAGUCGCAGUGGAUGACAAACUUACCAUGAAGCAACAUGUUCAGAAAUCAUGCAGAGCCGCUUCGUUUGGAAUUUACCGGAUCGGAAAACUCCGAAAGUACCUAGACCAAAGUUCUACUGGGCGCCUAAUAAAUGCAUUUGUGACAUCACACAUUGAUUACUGUAAUAGCCUGUUGAUAAAUCUACCCAGCUCACAUCUGACCAAACUCCAACACAUCCAGAACACUGCAGCCCGUCUCCUCACACGCACAAGAAAGUACGAACACAUAACACCUAUUCUUCGUUCUCUUCACUGGCUCCCCAUUCCACAGCGCAUCCAAUUCAAGGUACUGCUUCUCACCUACAAGGCCCGUAAUGGACUUGCUCCAGCAUACAUCAAUGGACUCAUUUCAACAAAGGUGCAAACCUCCUCCAUCAGGCUCCGCUCAUCAUCAUCUGUUCAUCUUCAACUAUCAUCUGGUCCUCGAACUCACACCCGCUAUGGAGAUCGUGCCUUCUCUGUAUGUGCUCCUAAACUCUGGAAUAAUCUCCCCGUCUCUGUCCGUGAAUCCCCAACUCUUGACACUUUUAAACGUAGACUUAAGACCUAUCUAUUCAACACGAAGUAA